CCCCCUCAAUAUUCAUAUCCAAAGCACUUUUUACGCUUUUUCUCAGAAGUCAUCAUCCAUCAACCGAACCUUCUCUGCCGUCUUCGAUGGCCACGUCCGCCCCUGUUGCCGUGGAUGGGCUCCAAACUCCAACCCUCGACGCUGAAGGACCUAGCCUCCUCCAACAAAUCUCUAAGGAGGGCGGUUACGUUUAUGCCGGCAUGGCGGCGCUGGCCGCCGCCGGGGACUUCCGGGCUGCGGAGGCCGCCCGGGAGAUGGCGUGGGAGCAGCUGCACUCGGGGCCCUGGCACUCGGUGCUGCCGGUGUGGAGAGACGCCUACUCCAUGGCCUGUCUCCGCGUCGCCAAGCUCCACCACUCUCGCGGCGACUUUAAGGAGGCCCUUAGGGUUCUCGACAUGGGCUUGAUCAUGGGCGGCACGCUUCUGCGUGAAGAUUUGGAUUCCGCGGUGGCGAAAGUCUCCUCCGAGGCGACCAGUCUUAGGGUUUCGGAGGACUCUGCGAUACCAGAGACUCGGCUCGUUCGCGACGAAUUGAGCGAAGCAGAGGUUCUUCGAGUUUUGCCCAUGAAGUCACUGUCUUGUAAGAUUGUUGGAAAAAGGCAUGAUCUGUCUUUGGAGGGAUUUUUACAAGGUUAUUUCCUAUCAGGUUCUCCAGUUAUAAUCAGCGAGGGUAUGGGUCACUGGCCUGCCAGGACAAAGUGGAAUGAUAUGGAUUACCUAAAAAGGGUUGCUGGGUUUCGCACAGUCCCAGUUGAGGUUGGAAGGAAUUAUCUUUGCCCAGAGUGGAAACAAGAGCUUAUCACAUUUUCAGAGUUUCUUGAAAGGAUUCAACCCAAUAACUGUACUUCUGCUUUCCCUACAUAUCUUGCUCAGCAUCCUUUGUUUGAUCAGAUACAAGAGCUGCGAAAGGACAUUUUUAUUCCCGACUACUGUUCUGUUGGUGGUGGGGAGCUCAAGUCUCUUAAUGCUUGGUUUGGUCCUGCUGGAACAGUCACACCAUUGCACCAUGAUCCACAUCAUAAUAUACUUGCUCAGGUUGUUGGCAAAAAGUAUGUAAGACUUUAUCCCCCUUCAUUGUCAGAGGAGCUUUACCCAUACACUGAAACCAUGCUUUGCAAUUCCAGCCAGGUUGAUCUCGACAAAGUUGACGAAAAGCAGUUCCCAAAAGUGCAAGAGUUGGAGUUUGUGGAUUGCAUUUUGGAGGAAGGUGAAAUGCUUUACAUUCCACCCAAAUGGUGGCACUAUGUGCGAUCUCUUACCACAAGCCUUUCAGUUAGUUUCUGGUGGAGUGGCUGUGGAAGCUCACCUGUUUCUUAAUACUAGUAAUGUUUUAUUAUAUUUUUUGUAUACAAAAAAACUAUGCAAAAAAUGAUAAAUAUUUUACCUUUAGCAGGUGGUGUACUGUCUAGUGUGGCAGCAAUGCAGCACUGCGCAUUAUCAUGUAUACAGACACAUUCAGGUGAUAACUUUUUUCUUAAAA
Molecule: messenger RNA, 1479 nt
Organism: Malania oleifera
Lineage: Eukaryota; Viridiplantae; Streptophyta; Magnoliopsida; Santalales; Ximeniaceae
Product: lysine-specific demethylase JMJ30
Exons: 6
Coding region: 87-1316 (409 amino acids)
Molecular function (GO): 2-oxoglutarate-dependent dioxygenase activity
Source: RefSeq, a predicted model, not a curated record